Molecule: messenger RNA, 1106 nt
Organism: Pieris rapae (cabbage white)
Lineage: Eukaryota; Metazoa; Arthropoda; Insecta; Lepidoptera; Pieridae
Product: G patch domain-containing protein 4
Exons: 4
Coding region: 181-1104 (307 amino acids)
Biological process (GO): regulation of ribosome biogenesis
Cellular component (GO): nucleolus
Molecular function (GO): nucleic acid binding
Source: RefSeq, a predicted model, not a curated record
AAGUUUGUAGUUUGUGGCUUGCUUGUGCAUGUCUUCCAGAUUCUACAUUUAGGUUAUAUCUCAGACUCUGAUACCUAAGUAAUUAAGUAUUAGGUACAUAAUACUAACUUAUAUUAGCUUAUUUUUUUAUAACUAAUAAACAUAUUAUUACGGAAUCUGAGAGAGUUAUGAUUGAAAAACAUGGAUUUCGCACGUAAACAGCUUGAAAAGUAUGGAUGGACUGACGGCAAAGGACUUGGGAAAUACGAAAAUGGCAUAUCUCAGGCGUUGAAACCGAAGUUAAAGCGAAGUGUUACAGGUAUAGGACAUGAUGCUGCAGCAGAAUUUACAGAACAUUGGUGGACGAAACUGUACAACACAGCAGCCAGUAAUGUUGAAGUCACAGAAAAAAACGGAAAAACAAAGAAAAUUAAAAGCAAAGAUGAUGAUUUUGAAAUAACCAAUUCAACUUGGACAUAUAAAAAGAAAAAUAAAACAAAAUCAAAGGAAGAAUACACUAACUUCUUUGUAAAAACAUCCAUUCUCACUAAUGGAGGAGUAAAAACUGAAGAUUUAGAACCAGAUAAUGUAGAGGUCAAAUAUGGGGAUGUUAUAAAAUUGACUGAUGAAGAGUUAUUUGCAGCUUGUGAAGGAAGGACAGCACAUAAGGGAGCCCGUCAUGGAGUAAAAGCUUUGGGAAAAUUAGCAAGAAUUGAGAUGCAAGAACAAAUGUUGCUGCAACAAACAAAAUACAAUGGAUAUUCUAAGACAAAGAAACAUAAAACAAAUAAGACAGAUGAAGAUAAAAUGAUAUUAAAUAAUAGUGAAGACCACAAGAAAAAAAAUAAAAAGAAAACAAAGGUACACUGUUCAAGUGAUACAGAAUUACCAAAUGUACAAUGUACCCCAUUAUACGAAAAGAAAAAGAAAAUAAAAAAGGCCAAGCUAAAAACAGAUAAACCGGAUGAUAAUGAUACAAUAAAUGUACAAGAAACAUUUAUUAGAAAUAAUGAUGGUAAUAAUUUCAUAACAGUAGAGAAGCGGAAAAAAAGGGAUGUUAAUGAAAUGGAUUAUCUAAAUGUUGAUGUAAAUCCCAAGAAAAGUAAAAAGAAAAAGUCUAAAUAACA